UGGAAAUCAUCUUGCGUAGCGCAUCUGUCUUGGCGCUGCUGUACAUGAGCUCCUGCAAUGUGUCAGACAAAUUCAGUGAUUUGUCCUCACACGGCUUUGUUUAUCUACCCGGUGCUCGUCCACUCUGUUUAAGCUGGAAAUUUUAACUAGAUUGAAAACUUACACACAAUGGGUGAACAUAGUUUGUGCUACUCCAGACUACACUAGUCUCCGUAUUUAACACAUCACAAAGUAGCAUUAAAGUCGAAUAGAUCAGGGGAGACCAUGGCACAGGUGGAGGAGCCUCAAACCGAAGGAGAGGGCAGCCCCCAGAUGAUCUCUCUAAGAUCAGACGCAUCAGGGAACCAUGUGGAUGACGGAGAAGUGGGACCCUCUCUAAGGAGGAAGAGGAGGAAGAAGAAAGACAUGCGUCCAGAGUCCAUUAUUGUCUACCGCUCUGAAAUGGAGAGGGCGCCUGGAGAGGACCAAGGCGGUGAGGAGGGAGCAGAGAGGAGCACUGAAGAGGGGGCGAAAUUCCUCUGCACACCUACAGGCGAAGGUGGAGGCUGGAACCUUCCUCCAGACAGCCGUUACGUGACCCUGACAGGCACCAUCACACGGGGCAAGAAGAAGGGUCAGGUGGUGGACAUACAUGUCACUUUGACAGAGAAGGAACUCAGGGAUCUGGCCAAGUCAAAGGAACGUCUUGAUGCAGAGUGUGAGGCGGGGGAAGGCUCAAAACGCACCUGCAGCUUAGGUGUGUGCCAGGGACCCCAUGUUGUCUUGUGGAGCAUCUCCUGUGCCCCUGUGAUUUUCCUCCUCUCCUUCAUCACCUCCUUCUACUACGGCACUCUCACAUGGUACAAUGUCUUCCUGGUGUACAAUGAGGAGCGGACGUUCUGGCACAAGAUUACAAUAUGCCCCUUCCUCAUCAUCUUCUACCCCAUGCUCAUCAUGCCCAUGGCGCUGUCUCUGGCUCUGUACUCUGCUGUGGUGCAGGUGUCCUGGGCCUUCAGCGAGUGGUGGCAGGCGGUACGAGACCUGGAGAAAGGCUUCUGUGGCUGGGCCUGUGGGAAGCUGGGGCUGGAGGACUGUUCCCCCUACAGCAUAGUGGAGCUGCUCGACUCUGACACUGUUUCUGGCACUCUGCAGAGCAAGGCCCCCAGUGAACUCGCCCAGACAUCAUCUGUGUGAAGCAGGGUGAUACUGAAGUCCAACGCUGAAGCACACAUUUUGAUUGAGAUUCAACACAUGAGUUUUGGUUCAGAAAUAGAGGACAAACGAGUGCCAGAAAGUUCAAGUUAGUCACAGAAAAGUGAGCUUAAAGGUUAAUUCUAUUUCAAGGUCCACUUACUCAACCACUUACUUGACUUACUGAGCAAACUCCAUCUGCAGGUGAAGGCCUUGAGAUUUUGCUGAAAGCUCCAGAAGAAACAAAUUUCAAGGAACUAUUGAUAAGAAUUUCUUGUCAGAAUAACAAGAGGGUAUUUUUAAGCUACUCCACUACGCUUUUCUGUAAAUGUUAACUUAUUAAACACUGCCUGAACUGUCCUAAGGGACUGAAAUAUUAUUACAGAGUUGUAAAGCAUUGAACUCUGAGUGUGGGAGUUGUUGUUAGGGGUCAUUUUUUAUUUACAGGUUGUUAUGGUUAUCACAGCUCUCCUCAGAUCAUUAAACGGCCUCUUUACUGAACAGCACUGCAAUUUGAAGAUUUUAUAGGUUUUAUACACAUAAACCUUGAUUCCUUCUGUUUUCAUAAACUGGCUGUUGACACUGAUACCUACAUUUGAGGCCUGCAAGUUAAAUCAAGUUUCAUUUCAUCUGUAAAUAUCUGUAAUUAAAUGUAUAUGAUCACUGUGCUGUGCACUGACAUCAAAAACAGCAUGCAUUUCAAAGGCGACAGUGUCUUGUAUGUGAAGUUACCAUGAUCACUGAGUAAAGUUAUAGCUGAAGCAAGGCUGGAAAACCAACUGGAGAAACUGGGCAACUGCGGCAGGGCCACAGAUCCAGGUCUAAUGUCUGUCAGUUACUUUGGAAAUCUGAUUGAUUACUAAGUUGAAAAGCAUUUGAAGAUGGGAAAUGUCUUGGUAAGAGAAUUUUAAGGGACAAUGCUGGCAUUACUCUAUAUUUUUCUUCUUGUCAACCAAAUCCAUGAAAAGACUGAAACCAAUCACGAAUCACAAAUCUAUGUUUCUAUAUAUUGUAACUUUUAAAAGAGGUGAAGUCGUUUCAUUAACAGCUGGCCACUGUCAUUUUUAUCAAAUGUCACCCAAACAGGAUUAAAUAGUACAUUUGUGGGGACAGUUUUUAGUUGUGCAUUAAUACAUAUUUAGUGGUUUAAUUAUUUUUUUUUUCAGCAGCAGGACUAUGAAUGUAGUCCUCUAAGUAAUCUGCAGUGUGUGUGAGUGUGUGCUCAUGGCAAUGACGGAAAUGUCAGCCAGUGCAACAGCGUGGCUUAUUGAUGUUUUUAAAAAAAUUUCUGGUGAGCAAUGAAAGACUAUGAUAACAGAGAGGAAUAAGCUAUGGUGGUGUUAACUGUUAGAGGGAUUACUCCAUUGUUGACGUUUGUCUUUCUAUAGGAUUUGCUGACAAAAAGAACAAAUAUAGAAUAUGCCCAGAUUUAUCCUUGGUGAAUAUUCUGAAGCACAUCAAAAGG
Toxotes jaculatrix (banded archerfish) is the source of this 2635-nucleotide messenger RNA. It is a transcript of the gene tmem169b, whose product is annotated as transmembrane protein 169b. The record is from RefSeq and is a predicted model, not a curated record. Lineage: Eukaryota; Metazoa; Chordata; Actinopteri; Toxotidae. The transcript is spliced from 3 exons. The coding region runs from base 265 to 1173 and encodes 302 amino acids.